Molecule: messenger RNA, 1848 nt
Organism: Malurus melanocephalus (red-backed fairy wren)
Lineage: Eukaryota; Metazoa; Chordata; Aves; Passeriformes; Maluridae
Product: matrix metalloproteinase-27-like
Exons: 10
Coding region: 99-1565 (488 amino acids)
Biological process (GO): collagen catabolic process; extracellular matrix organization; proteolysis
Cellular component (GO): extracellular matrix
Molecular function (GO): metalloendopeptidase activity; zinc ion binding
Source: RefSeq, a predicted model, not a curated record
CAGAGAUAAUCAGAGCAGGAUGAGCUCUGAGUCAGCCUACAGCUGACUCUACAAAGCACCCCAUAACCAUACGAACUGGGACACGAGAAAGGAGGCACAUGGAGCAGAAAGCAGAAUGCUGUCCCACCAGGACAUGGAUGAGAGCAAAAAUUUCUCUUUCCCUUUGGCUUUUAACAUGCGCAGCUGUUUCUGACGCUCUUCCCACCUACCCAGAGAAAGCCAGCGAAGAAGAUGCAAAGCUUGUACAGAACUAUUUGAAUAAAUUCUAUGCCAUUGAGCCAGAUCCAAAUCAACGAGGAAUGGAAAUAAAUGGAAAAUGGAAAAUAAAUGCUGAAUCUACAGACGAAAAGCUUCAGAAAAUGCAACAAUUUUUUGGUUUGAAAGUGACUGGAAAACYAGAUAAUGAGACAUUGGAAAUGAUGAAGAAACCCAGGUGUGGAGUUCCUGAUGUGGGUCUCUAUGGCUUCACCCUGCCCGGAUGGAAAAAAACCAAAUUGACAUACAGGAUUGUGAACUACACACCAGAUAUGAGCAAAGAGGAUGUGGAUAAAGCAAUCGAGAAGGCGUUUAAAGUGUGGAGUGCUGUCACCCCACUGGUUUUCACUCGCAUACGUAAGGGAAYAGCGGAUAUAAUGAUUGCUUUUGGGACCACAGCUCAUGGACAUUGCCCUCGCUAUUUUGAUGGCCCCCUUGGAGUCCUUGCUCAUGCCUUUCCACCUGGCAAUGGGUUGGGUGGSGACGUACACUUUGAUGAGGAUGAAGACUGGACCACAGGCUCAGCUGGGUUCAACUUGUUCCUUGUUGCUGCUCAUGAGUUUGGYCAUGCCCUGGGUCUCUCCCACUCUAAUGAUCAGAGGGCUCUCAUGUUCCCCAGUUAYGCCUACGUCAGCCUCAGUGAAUUUCCCCUCUCUCCAGAUGAUAUAAGUGGCAUUCAGUCCAUUUAUGGAUCCCCACCAAAUGUCCCAGAUAAAAGGCCAACCACUCCUACCUCACCUAAAACCUGUGGCUCCCAGAUGUCUUUUGAUGCCAUAACUACACUCCGACGAGAAGUCAUUUUUCUAAAGGGCAGGAACUUGUGGAGGGUCUAUCCUGAUAACUCAGAAUCUGAACGUGAAUUGAUUUCUGCCUUCUGGCCAAAUCUCCCUCCUGGGAUUGAAGCUGCAUAUGAGAACACAAAAGAUCAGAUCCUAUUUUUCAAAGGCAACAAAUUCUGGGUUAUCAGUGGAUAUCAGGUAUUGGUUGGUUAUCCAAAGAAUAUCAACACAUUGGGCUUCCCUAAAAGUGUCAAGAAAGUUGAUGCAGCUGUUUGCAAUAAAAAUACAAGGAAGACAGACUUUUUCAUAGGUGACAAGUACUGGAGGUUUGAUGAAAACAGCCAGUCCAUGGAGAAGGGUUAUCCUAGACUGACAGUCAAUGAAUUUCCAGGAAUAAGCCACAAGGUUGAUGCUGUUUUUCAGCAGAAAGGUUUAUUCUACUUCUUCCAUGAAUCAAAACAGUGGGAGUUUGACCCUAUUGCUAAAAAAGUUACCAAAGAAAUGGAGAGYAACAGCUGGUUUAACUGUUAAUAUCAUUAAAUUUCCUUACAUGUAGCAGAAGACAACAAAUACCAUUCUGGAGAUCUCAGAAACUGUUUGUAUGUACACUGCUAUACAGAAGAGGCAACAAAACUAGUUUGCAUAAAUGCUUUUCGUGUUUUAAUAAAUUAACAUGUCGACUCAAUUUUUAUCUCCAAAGACUAGAAUAAAACAGCAUUUUUCCCCUUCGUGGAAAAUGUACAAAAUAAUUUAUUACUUUAUACUCCAGAUGGUUUGAGGGUUUUUUUAUAUUAUGGCAAUAAACAGUUUUAAG